Messenger RNA from Ectocarpus siliculosus, 1292 nucleotides. The record is from the annotation of a GenBank genome assembly. NCBI's taxonomy places the organism in Eukaryota, Phaeophyceae, Ectocarpales, Ectocarpaceae.
UGUCCGUCGUACAUACGUGCUCGUCUGCUGCCCGAACACAGCUCUCGACAUGAAGAUCUCAGCGGUCCCAAGCGCAGCUAUUGCGCUUGGUCUCCUCUGCGACGUGGAUAGUUUCGCGCCCUUGACAGCUGGAUGGCAGCUCCGACAAACAUCCUCCGCGUGGCACAUGAUCCCAAGUGGUCGGCCAAGAAGCGCUACCAGCAGUCGGGUCAUGAUGAUGGGGGGGUUCGGUGGGCCGGAAAAGAAGAAGAAGGUCGUUGGUGUAGGGAGGGGGCAGGAUGCCUACCAGCGGCAGGUGAAGUCCUACCACGGGCUUACUGAGGCCGGUGCAGAAGGGGCGGACGUCUACGUGCACCGAGAGGGGGAUGACAAGUUUAUAUUCAUGGGGAAAGCAGCUUGGUCUUCAGGAAUCACCGUGCAGCAGGCGUUGCAGUUUCAGAGGGGGCUGAUUCUGGGGCACGUGGAGCUCUUGGAGCCCAUGUGGAAGGAUAAACCGGCGCCGAUGCGCAUUUUCACCGCGCCCAUCAACUCCGAGAUCGAGGUGGCGAGAAACAUUCACGACCUCGUGAGGGUGCUGGGCCCCGGCAAGGGCAAGGAUGUUAAGGUGGACAAGUUGACCCCACAAGAGGUGGGGCUGCGGCCCGAGCUGUACGAGCUCGGCGAGCCGUACUUCUACGUUAGAAAGCUCGACGACGGCAAGUGCCCCGCGCCCCCCUCGGAGGUGAUGAUCGAGACCAUGGAUAACCUGGUCGCCAAGGGGGUCGUGCCUGCCAAGGAAACCGUUGAUGCGGCAGCUCCCCCCCCGGCGGACGAGUAGCCUGUUGGUCGACUUGCCUGGAUAGGCAAAAGAUGGAGGCUGUUCUGAUGAUUGAGAGUGUCGGGAGGGUUUGGGUGGCACACCGUGGUUGUUGGAAUGGGUUGGGUUGGCUGGAAAUGGGGAUGUGCGGCAGCCCCUCCUUGGUAUCGCGUUGGGAACCCCUCUGUGGGGCUCAAUAGAUCAUCGACUCGAGGCGAACAGGGCAUUUGGGUGGUGUAGCCGACGAAGUUGGAAGUCGUGUCCAUCAGGGGCCAAGCGAGCGAGUGGUGGACAAAGGGGAGGGGAUUAAAGCUAUAUUUCCAGCUGACUCCCUUCGUGACUCGUUACUCUUUGUCAGGAAAUUUCUCUUUAGCAGGGGAGCGAGGAUGAUUUCAUGUACGUUGGCCGAUUCCUCACUAGCGCGAUUUUGUUUACAAGUUUUGAAUGGAGUGAGUUAAGAGACUCAUCCCACUUGCAAAGAAUUAUCCUCCUCUAA